Phyllopteryx taeniolatus (common seadragon) is the source of this 4902-nucleotide messenger RNA. RefSeq names its product zinc finger protein 512 (gene znf512). Gene Ontology annotation, molecular function: zinc ion binding. The transcript is spliced from 14 exons. NCBI's taxonomy places the organism in Eukaryota, Metazoa, Chordata, Actinopteri, Syngnathiformes, Syngnathidae. The coding region runs from base 2077 to 3972 and encodes 631 amino acids. The record is from RefSeq and is a predicted model, not a curated record.
CUUCACUUCCCCUUUUUCAUAAUCAUCAUCAUCAUGUGUGUCACUUACAUGAUUGUUAAGAAUAUUAUCUCUAAAACAGAAUUUAAAAGGUUUAUUUUUAAAGUGGGAACUAUUGAAAGGUCCAAGAGCCUCGUGGAAGGGAUUGUGUUUGCCGUCUGAGGUGUCCACUUUACGCUGGACUUAAGCAUCUAUCAGAGACCAGAUUAUCCAGGCACUGAGAAAGACCAGGAGUCAGUGACUCCAACCAGACUGCCUCAGGAUCAAAGUCAUGACUCCUGCAGGGACGGAGCUGGAUGCUCCGUUCACGAGCGCGGUAGUUUGCAGCCAGGGAUUGGGACCAGGAUGAGGCCUCCAACACUGGCAGGGAUGCCUCUUCAGGACCAGAACGAACUUGCUCCUCCAGCAGAGGUGAAGAUCUGGAGCAGAGACAGAGGAAUUGUCUGGAGACUUGAUUUGAAGAUGUUCCAGAGUGGAGUGGACCUGUAGAGAACUUCCUGCAACCGCCACACUCAUGGCAUCUGAACCGGGACCUGCACCACCUUCGCUACCACUUUCCAGCAUCAUCUACAACAAUGGAUGAUAACAAUCAUAAUUAUUAGUCAUAAUAUUAUUAGCAGUAGUCCUGCUUAUAGUAAAGGACAGUACUUUAGCAUAUAAAACUAACUACUACUGUUAGUACCACUGCUGUUGUUAAGACUGAGCGUCUUCAUAUGAACAGUCGCUAAAUCUUGUUUACACUCGUGUGAUAGUUAAGAAUUAAAACAUUGCCUGUAUAGUUAAUAAAGGUUUUAAGAUGAAGACGGCUUGACCCUGGGCCGACUCAGGAAGUAACCUGGUGCCUGGUCCCGCUGGUUUGAAUGUAAAGUAGGCCGCAACUCUGCAAUAUGAAUUUGUCACUGUUACAAUGGAAAUAUCACAUUGAGGAGGAUGAGCUGUGAUAUAAAUUAGAUACGUGUGCUUAUUUAUAACAUUUGCUGAAAAUGCUAAAACCACACAUUUUUACCACUUUGAAGCAACCCACUGCAUUCAAAGUAGUAGGGAUCUGUUUUCUCCAUGCUGUUUUUUUUUUUUUUUUUUAAUCUACAACUCCACAAAAUGCCUUGUCACACUCAAAUUACUAAUUAGUCACCAGCUCUCCUAUUGGAUGAAUUGUGUGUUGUCACAGCAGCACUGCGCCCGAAUUAAAAUUAUUAAUUUUGGCAAACGCCCACCUCGUAUGCCACCACCGCAGCGCAUUGCCCUUAUGUAGCAAGUACAAAAUGUAAACGCCCUGUUUCAUUGCACUUAGCACAACACGCCGUCGGCCCACCCAUUCAUUCAAAGGCAAAGCGAGGGCUAUCCGUUAUAACUACUUCACGUUCAAACCAGUGGGAAAAGACACCAGGCUACUCCCUGUUCAGUUGCUUAGCAACCAGUGCCAAAUAUGGACAAGCUUGCAUCGGGGCGGCGUGUUGGUAAAAAAAAAAAGGUUGAAAAGGCCUUUACUGUAUUUCUCAUGGGGUAUAAUGUUUGAAUAUAUUAUAUUUACAAUUGAGUGCAAAUUUUUGAUCACUAGUAUGGAGUGCCUGAAAUUGUUCAAUACAGCUCCUAAUCACUGCAUAUUUGCUGUUUUUUUUAAUAUCUCCGUGAUUUGCUGAAACUCCCCAAUUAAUCUUCAUUCUGUCAUCUAUAUAUUAAAUAAUACUUCGAACUGAAUGAAAUCUAGUAUAUUGUAUUGAUGAAUUGUCAAUUCGCCGUGUUUCCUUCACGUUGAAACGACGGUACGGACAAUUCCUACAGUCCGUGAAGGCGGCGGGAGAUGCAGCGAGAGAGGGCGUUCCAUCGCCGUGUACGUGAACGCACCACGGAGCGAACCAUUCGCCGCGUCUUUUCCGAGCUCAUAUUCGACCUCGUCGGAACCGGAACCGCCUGGUCGGGUUUCGUCCGCCUCUUAGUGCUUGCCCUGGCCUGGCGGCCGGCGACGGGCUGCUGGAGGCCGCUGGGCUGCUUAGAGGCUCGCCCCUCGAAAACAACAACAAUGGCAGAUUGUUUAAAAGCAAUGAUGGUGUGCCUCAAGAAGUCCAAGAAGCUGUUAAGAUGAAGAGAAGUUACGGUGGAAGAAGGUACCAGGACCUUCAAAGCGUCUCCAUUGAUUAUCCAAGCAGCAGCUGCUCUGGUCUGGCCAAGGGUGCCAGGCUUCCUCCCAGACUGUUGUUGAAGGACAUGUGGCCUCACAGCAGAGGAACCUCCCAGCCUCAGGACCGAGGUGCCCACUCCUGGACUCCAAAUGUACAACCGGCACAGGAGUGGCUCUGGACAGACGGAGCAGGACACUCCAGUCAGCAGCAUAUGUGGACAGUCACAACAGGCAGGGAUGAGGACAGACGCCAGCAUCAGGCCUUCAGUGGUCGCGCUUCAGAACCAGAGCGGACUUGGAACUUUUGCAGAAAUGUCUUCCGCAGGCCUGGUACUGAAGUAGGUAACGUUGGUGGUGUCCAAAACAAUGCAGACGUUUCCAUGCUUCAGCCUGGUGAGGAAGAGGAGAAGAAGCCACCAGUGACCUUCAGUAAGAAGGAGCCUCGCACCUUCGCCCCAGGAAGCCAGGAGGAGCGUUGGCAGCUCCAGAUCAUCGCCAGAGGCCGAGCGAAGUGUCCCAAAUGUAAAAGUGUGAGCAGGAAGACGGUGGAAGGUCUCAAGAAGCACAUGGACAACUGCAGCGUGCAAGCGUUUACGUGCCAACACUGCGGGAAGCAGCUCAAGUCUUCCACGGGGAUGAAGUAUCACGUCAUGGCCGACCACAGCAACCCGCCGUCAGUGGAAGACACCCAGGACCUGGACCAACGCGCUGUCAAAGACAAACUAAGGAAAAUUCUGAAGCAGUUGGGCAAGGUCAGGUGCUCCAAAAAGGGCUGUACGGCGGCAUUCAGCAGCAUUAUGGGAUACAUGUACCACAUGAAGAAGUGCGGCAAGGAGCAGGCGGAGCUGGACAAGAUGCUCCUCAGUUGUUUACACUGCGGGAAAACGUACAAGUCCAAAGCCGGCCUGGACUACCACGUCAAGUCCGAGCACGCCCCCACGGGUCCGGCGCACCAGGGCGAGGCGGCGGAGGUCCCGAGCCAGGCCGAGGCGGAGAGGACGGCCGGCGGCAGAGUUCAGCGAGCCUCGGCGCUGCUGGCCAACUUCCACAUGGCGGAGAUGGCCAACAAGGAGCCAUCCAAAGACCGGCCCAAGAGGAACUUUCAGUCCGACCUGGUGCCCGACGACAAAAAGGCAAGAGUGCAAUCUCGACAAUCAAGUGCAGUUAAGGUCCCUGGAAAGUCAACAAAAAAGUUGAAGUACUCGCGACCCGGCCUGCCUGCCUUCAGCCAGGAGCUGCUGAGGAAGUGGAAGAACGAAGUGAAGCUGCAUAGGACGGUCCACUGUCCCAACCAGGGUUGUGGGUGCACAUACACGAGCGUAUCUGGACUCAAGUCUCACCUGGGACUGUGUACUAGGGGCGAUUUUCAGGCGGGAAAGUACCGAUGUCUGAUCUGCGGCAAAGAGUUUCACUCGGAGAGCGGUGUGAAAUAUCACAUCAACGCCACGCAUUCGCAGGAAUGGUUUGUGACCAACAAAAAGGCUUCCAUGAAGUUCCUGAAAAAGCAGCCCAGAGAGACGGUCCACCAUGAGGGGCAACGCAUCAUGGACCACCACCACCAUCAUCAUCAUCAUCGUCAUCCUGACUACCAGAUGCAGCGACCGCCCACGCUUUUGUGCACCCCUGUGGAGCGUCCGCCCUGUCCCGCGUGGCUGGACGUGAGGGCCGAGCAAGCCCCCAUUGAGAUGGAGGACGCUGACAAAAUGGCAGAGGGGAACCGAAGGGAGCGCGAAGUGAGACAUAAGGACGGCCUCGAGCAAUGUGGCCAGCACAGACCAGUGGUCCAGUGGAAUCAGAGACGCUUGGACGGGUGGGAGUUCCACGCGCAGGCCUCCAACAGACAGAAACUGGCCUGAAAAGUCCAGAGGAAAAGAAAAGGUGAGAGAUUGUUAUAUGCGCAACAAGUGUAGUUAAUGUGUGUGUUUUCUAUGUAUGUAACCUAUUGUGUUCACUUACUAUAAAAUAUUUUAGCUAGAAGUUGAACAUGUUAUUACAGUAUGUGUGCCUGUGUCAGACAUGACUUUAGUGGUAUCAAUAAAACCGUCAUUGGACUUAAAACAUCUAACAUUAAAAGGCAAACUGCUAAUUUGUAUCACCCAUCUCUCUAGGUGUAAAUGUUAACCCUUUAGUAAACAAGAGACAGGACAAGCACUUUGAGAAUAAUGGGAAUUUACUAAAAACUUGCAUGCAAGGAGACUACUUAAAUACAACCUGAUGGCUGCUUUUGUAUUAAGUGUCUGCCUAUUUCUCCUUAGGGAAGGUCAUACAUACACACGACAUUUUGCUUUGUCUCACAGCUAAGUGAUAACACAUGGAGAGAAAGGAACAAGGUCUAACUUUCUUAUCCUCGUGCUACAAAAAAUGAUUAUGUGAUCUCACAAUUAACAUCGAAUCCAUUUUAUAAGUGCAAAGAAAUAUAUUUUUCUGACACCGGGACAGUGUUUCCCAAUCUUUUUUUUUGAGCCAAGUCAAAUAUUUUACAUUACAGAAAAUAUAAUGACACACCGCCAAACAAAAAUGCCACAAAAUGUGGAUUCACGCGUUUACCUUCUGCCAUAGCCUUAUGAAAGACACAAGCACACCAGAAAAUGUCCACAUACAUGUGUAGAUAGUUAUCCCAUACCAAAUAACCACUACCAUCGAACAUGUUCUCCUUUUUGUGAGACACACUUAGUAGCCUAAUAAGCGUGUUGUUUACUGUGCAAGUGCUUGUUUUCUGCACACCAUGUGAUUCUUUUCCAUCAUAGCAGCCGUGUUCAAACAUGUCAUUAAACACUUCAACCUGU